AUGGCUAAUGAACGUUCAAAAGAUAAGUCUCAUGAAGUUGUUGAAAAACUUGGAAUUGGUUUUAAUAAAUUAAAUAAUAAAUUCGUUAAUUUAUUAGAAGAAAAUCAAAAGAUUAAACAACAAUAUAAAAAUCAUGAAGAAAAAAUUCAAGAAAUUUUACGUACUAAUUCUGAACUAAAUGAAAAAAAUAAAGAAUUCUUACGUACUAUUUCAGAAUUAAAUGAAAAACAUCAAGAAAUUUUACGUACAAAUUCUAAUUUAAUUGAAGAAAAUAAAGAAUUCACACGAAUUAAUUCUGAGUUAAAAAGUCAACUUCAAAAAAAAGAUAUACAAUUUGAAAAACUUCAACAACAUACUUCAAAUUUAGAAAAACAAAGAAAUGAAGAAUCACAACAAAUACAACAACUUGAAAUGAUGAAAGAAACUUUAGAGAAGAAUUUAGAAGUAUUGAAAUUAGAUGAAAUUGAUGAGAAUAUUAUUAAAGCUCUUAAAGAAAAUAAUAAAGAUUUUUCGUCAAAUUUUUUCAAUAAAGGUUUAGAAAAAGAUACAGAAAAACCUAAGCUUUAUUCUGAUAUCAGAAUUGUGGUUGGGUUAGACUUUGGUGUAAAGUACUCAGGAUUCUCUUAUUGCCAUGUUGCUAAUAAACAAAAUAUAACUUCAAAUACUACAUGGAAUGGGCAAAUGGGCUAUUUAAAAACCAAUACAGUUCUUCAAUAUGAUGAUGAAUAUAAUAAUGUGUUAUUAUGGGGUGCUCCAGCUUUGGCUAAAAAACCGAAUCGCCGAACCAAAAGUCAAAAUAAUGAAAGAAAUAAUCCUGUUGAAUUAUUCGCAUUAUAUUUGAGCAGCCUAGAUGAAAGCUCUAAACCAAAACUUCCGGUUGAUUAUAAAAAGGCUAUUACUGAUUAUCUCAGAGAAAUCGGCAAGGUAAUUAAAGAAACUGUUGCAAGGUGUUGGCCAAAUGUUGAUUACUUUAAGAAUACACUUUUAUUCAUUACCGUUCCUGCAGAAAUUUCUGAAAAGUCGAAAACAAUUAUGAGAACAUGUGCAUAUAAUGCAAGUUUGAUCAAAGAAGAAUAUUCAACAAAUUUGCAAAUCAUUACAGAACCCGAGGCUGCUGUAAUGUAUUGUAUGAAAAAUCGUGAAAACCAAGUUUUUGCACAAUCAAAUACUAAUAUUAUGAUAGUUGACUGUGGUGAUGAUGUAGUGAAUUUGACGACCCAUAAUUUUAUAAAUAAUCACUUUGGAGAAAUAACUAAUAAAGCCAAAGAUUCUUGUGGAAGUUCUUUCAUUAAUGCUGAGUUGAUUAAAUAUUUACGAAAAAGACUUGGAGACAAACCUAUGAAUUUGUUUAGAGAUAAUGAUUAUGGACAAAUGCAAUAUUUGAUACAACAAUUUUGUAGAAUUUGCAAAUUUCCUUUUACAGGAGAUGAUCCAGAUUUUAUAUAUAAAUUGGAUAUUAAGCAUACAGCUCCAGUAUUAUUACAAUAUAUUACUAAUGGAAAAAUCAAAAAUACCUUAGAGGAAGAUGAUUGGAUAAUUGAAAUUGAUUUUAAAACAAUUAAAUCAAUCUUUGAUCCUGUUAUUCAGAAAAUUCUUCAUUUAAUAAAAGCUCAAUUAAAUAAUACUCAUGAAACUUGUUCCGCAAUGUUCUUAGUUGGAAGCCUUAGUGAAUCAAAAUAUUUACAAAAAAGAAUUAAAGAAGAGUUUAAUCAUCAAGUUAAUAAUAUUUCAGUUCCCGCUCAACCUAUAGCAGCAGUUUCACGUGGAGCUGUGAUUUAUGGAUUAGAAUCUAUAAAUUCAAACGGGACGAAUAAUUUAGAAAAUAAAGAUAGUAUUAUUCCUUCCAGGGUUCUUAAAUUUACUUAUGGAAUUGGAUUAUGCUUGGAUUGGAAAGAAGGUGUUGACCCUCCAUCAAGAAAAACCUCUAAUGGAAAAGUUUUUAAAUUUAGUCCUUUGGUAAGGAGAGGAGCAGUAGUAGAAGUAGAUCAAGUAUUUAGCUCAAGUAACCAUAGGCCAUCUCUCCCAGAUCAAAUAGCAAUGAACUUUAAGUUAUAUAGAACUUCCGAAUUUAAUGCAGAAUAUUGUGAUGAGCCUGGAAUGGAACUAUUAGGGGAACUAUAUAUUGACCUUCCAGAUGUUCACUUAGGUUGUGAUAGAGUUGUUACUCUUGGACUUUCUUUUGAUCAAACGGUAAUUUCAGUAUUUGCAAUAUAUGAGGUCACUGGUAAAAAAUAUAUAAUUAAACUUUUAUGUAGUGAAUAUUGA
This is a messenger RNA of Rhizophagus irregularis DAOM 181602=DAOM 197198, 2265 nucleotides long. RefSeq lists its product as uncharacterized. The record is from RefSeq and is a predicted model, not a curated record. Lineage: Eukaryota; Fungi; Glomeromycota; Glomeromycetes; Glomerales; Glomeraceae.